UGUUAUCUUCGUAAGAACGUUUAGAAAUAAAUCAUUAUAUUGUUGACGAGCUUCAUCACUGGCUUGAUACAACUACCUUCCAAAAUGCGCGAAUGCAUCUCCAUUCACAUCGGCCAAGCUGGUUGCCAGAUUGGCAAUGCCUGCUGGGAACUUUAUUGUAUGGAGCACGGCAUUAGACCAGAUGGUCAUAUGCAUGUUGAAGAUCCAAACAGGGAUUUAGAUACAAGUUUCAGUACCUUUUUUACCGAGACUGGUAAUGGUAAACAUGUGCCAAGGGCUGUGUACGUUGACUUGGAACCCACUGUAAUUGAUGAGAUUCGACAGGGCCCUUACCGUCAACUUUUCCAUCCCGAACAAAUGAUUACUGGAAAGGAGGAUGCAGCUAAUAAUUAUGCCCGUGGCUUUUACACAAUUGGUAAAGAAGUAAUCGAUUUAGUUUUGGACCGUAUUAGAAGGCUGUCGGAACAAUGCAUCGGUCUUCAAGGAUUCCUUGUGUUUCACUCAUUUGGAGGAGGUACUGGGUCAGGUUUUACGUCCUUGUUAAUGGAAAAAUUAUCUGGAGAGUAUGGAAAGAAGUCUAAAUUGGAAUUUGCCAUUUAUCCCGCACCCCAACUUUCGCCUGCCAUUGUGGAACCAUAUAAUUCAAUAUUAACUACCCACACUACCUUAGAACAUAGUGAUUGUGCUUUUAUGGUAGAUAACGAAGCUACAUAUGACAUUUGUAAAAGGAAUUUGGAUAUAACACGACCUACUUACAGUAAUUUAAACAGGCUAAUAAGUCAAAUUGUAUCAUCAAUUACCGCUUCGCUAAGGUUUGAUGGAGCUUUAAAUGUCGAUCUAACUGAAUUCCAAACCAAUUUAGUCCCAUAUCCACGAAUUCAUUUUCCACUGACUACUUAUGCCCCUAUAAUAUCUGAUGCAAAGGCUUACCAUGAACAACAUAGUGUAGCUGAUAUUACUAAUGCUUGUUUUGAACCUGCAAACCAACUAGUCAAAUGUGACCCACGCACUGGUAAAUACAUGGCCUGUUGUUUGCUAUAUAGAGGCGACGUUGUUCCCAAAGACGUCAACUCGGCCAUUGCUGCAGUAAAAACUAAACGAACAAUUAAUUUCGUUGAUUGGUGUCCUACUGGUUUCAAAGUCGGAAUUAACUACCAACCACCAACUGUCGUACCUGAUGGUGGAAUGGCUAAAGUACCACGUGCUGUUUGCAUGCUUGCUAACACCACUGCUAUUGUCGAUGCAUGGGCGAACCUGAAUCGCAAAUUCGAUCUUAUGUACAGGAAACGCGCCUUCGUGCAUUGGUAUGUUGGUGAAGGUAUGGAAGAAGGUGAAUUCCAGGAAGCGCGCGACGACUUAGGCGCUCUAGAGAAGGAUUAUGAAGAAGUUGCUGGAGACUAUGAAGAAGGAGAAUACGCGGAGGAAUACUAAGGCUGUUAGAAAUUUAUACAAUACAGCCAAUGUUUCAAAAUUGUUGAAUAAAUAAAUAAACGUGUUGCCUAUUAA
Molecule: messenger RNA, 1506 nt
Organism: Aethina tumida (small hive beetle)
Lineage: Eukaryota; Metazoa; Arthropoda; Insecta; Coleoptera; Nitidulidae
Product: tubulin alpha-1C chain-like
Exons: 2
Coding region: 85-1431 (448 amino acids)
Biological process (GO): mitotic cell cycle; microtubule cytoskeleton organization
Cellular component (GO): cytoplasm; microtubule
Molecular function (GO): GTP binding; structural constituent of cytoskeleton
Source: RefSeq, a predicted model, not a curated record